AAUCCCCAUCACGUCAUCGCCGUAUUGUGAGUAUUUAGGCCACUCGCAAAAACCGAAAGGAACUAUAAAUAAGCCACACGUCAAUUUAAUUUACAUCAAGAUGUCGACCGAGGGCGAAUACGAGUCGAUCCUUUGCGUUAAACCCGACGUCAACGUUUAUCGAAUACCACCGAGGGCUACAAAUCGUGGAUACAGGGCAGCAGACUGGAAGCUGGAAGUGCCCGAUUGGUCAGGGCGCAUGCGGAUAACGGCAAAGGGGAAAGUGGCCUACAUCAAACUGGAAGACAAAGUCUCAGGGGAGCUGUUUGCUCAGGCCCCUGUCACAGAGUAUCCCGGCAUCGCAGUUGAAACCGUAAGCGACUCCAGUCGCUACUUUGUCCUGCGAAUACAGGAUGACAAUGGCCGCAGUGCGUUUAUUGGCGUUGGAUUCGCGGACAGAGGGGACUCUUUUGACUUCAACGUGUCUUUGCAGGACCACUUUAAGUGGGUGAAACAAGAGAAUGAGAUCAGCAAAAACCCUCAGGGGGCAGCUUUGGGACCAAAGCUGGACUUGGGAUUUAAAGACGGACAAACCAUCACCCUUAAUAUUGGGCAAGGCAAAAAGAGGGAUAAGCCACGCCCACAGGGGGCAGGUGGGCUCGGUCUCCUACCGCCGCCACCAAAAGGAAAGAUGGCUCCUCCUCCUUUCUCUGCCUUCUCCAAUCACAACACUGUGCCUCAAACAGGAGGCUCAGAUACAGGCUGUUUGCUAGAUCUGGACAGUAGUAACUCCAAUACUGUGGUCCAAUCAUCCAACCCCAGCAGUGAUCUUUGGGGAGACUUCUCCUCUCCUGCAAGUUCGCUCCCUCCAACAUCGCGACAAGAGCACACGCCGAAUUGGGGCCAGUUUUGAGUCCACAUCAUCGCCUUUCUCAUUGGUCUCCACCGCUGAACGCAACGCCUCCCUCCGUCGCUACAAACACAGUCAAAGCAAACUUUCCAAGAGACGAAGAACACCAUGUACGUCUAGAAAGUCUUCAUCAAAUCUAAGAAUGGACGUACACUACAAUCUCCUCCCAAAGUAACAAAAAGAAGAUUAAUAAAGUAAUAUUCGGGAUAAUAAUGCAAAUAUUCAAUAUUUGGUCAUAUGAGCGUUAUGGUAGGUUUGCAAUAUAUCCUAAGGGCUAUGAUGAUAGGAUCUUCAGUAGCAGCAAUUUUACAGUAGUGUUUUUUUACCCGGCAACCUCUUGUUAAUGUUUACCUAAACAUCCCUACAUACUUGAUUUUUAGAGAGGGGAACCCAUAGGGAAUGACAAUCUUUCCCAUAGGGUUUUCCUCUGAUCAUAAUAGGGAACAGCAUUCGUAGUAAAUAAUUGUGAAAAGGAAUGGCUCAGACACCCGCCCAAUUCUUUUCCCGCCCCCGUUCUCCUCAGUGUGCAAUCGUUCACUCCCCCUCAAUGAUUUUAAAGCAUUGGAUGAGCGUAUGCAUUGGCUAGAGGGAAUCGAUCAUAUUCCUUAUGAUUGCAUGCAAACUAUAGGCUUUUUUUGGGAGAAGGGGGAGAAAGGGAAUCGGGCUCAUAUUGAUGAACUUAUCUGUUUCCAUUGUACUGACUGCCUCACACUUGGCCUGUUUUAAAGAGGGAAGAGCAUGUAUUCUUGUUAACUUUGCUGCAGAGGACUUGACACAGCCCUCUACAGUCCAUUUGUAAGUAGGUAGUUGUGAUGUAGUGUACAUUGGAUGAAAAUGGGUGAAAAUCCCUACUUGUAAUGAAAAGAACAUACAGUUGAAGUCAGAUGUUUACAUACACCUUAGCCAAAUACAUUUGACUAAGUUUUUCACAAUUCCUGACAUUUACUCCUUAAAAAUUCCCUGUCUUAGGUCAGUUAGGAUCACCACUUUAUUUGAAGAAUGUGAAAUGUCAGAAUAAUAGUAGAGAAGGAUUUAUUUCAGCUUUCAUCACAUUCCCAGUGGGUCAGAGGUUUACAUACUCAAUUAGUAUUUGGUUUUGUUGCCUUUAAAGUUUUUUACUUGGGUCAAACGUUUCGGGUAGCUUUCCACAAGCUUCCCACAAUAAGUUGGGUGAAUUUUGGCCCAUUCUUCUUGACAGAGCUACAGUAACUGAGUCAAGUUUGCAGGCCUCCUUGCUUGCACACACUUUUUCAGUUCUGCCCACAUAUUUUCUAUAGGAUUGAUGUCAGGGCUUUGUGAUGGCCAUUUGUGAUGGCCACUCCAAUACCUUGACUUUGUUGUCCUUAAGCCAUUUUGCCACAACUUUGGAAGUGUGCUUGGGGUCAUUGUCCAUUUGGAAGAACCAUUUGCAACCAAGCUUUAACUUCCUGACUGAUAUCUUGAGGUGUUGCUUCAAUAUAUCCACAUAAUUUUAUUUCGUCAUGAUGCCAUCUAUUUUGUGAAGUGCACCAGUCCCUUCUGCAGCAAAGCACCCCCACAACAUGAUGCUGCCACCACCAUUCUUCACAGUUGGGAUGGUGUUCUUUGGCUUGCAAGCCUCCCCCUUUUUCCUCCAAACAUAACAAUGGUUUCAUCAGAGCAGAGGACAUUUCUCCAAAAAAAUACAAUCUUUGUCCCCAUGUGCAGUUGCAAACAGUAGUCUGGCUUUUUUAUGGCGGUUUUGGAGCAGUGGCUUCUUCCUUGCUGAUCGGCCUUUCAGGUUAUGUCAAUAUAGGACUCGUUUUACUGUGGAUAUAGACACUUUUGUACCUGUUUCCACCAGCAUCUUCACAAGGUCCUUUGCUGUUGUUCUGGGAUUGAUUUGCACUUUUCGCGCCAAAGUACGUUCAUUUCUAGGAGACAGAAUGUGUCUCCUUCCUGAGUGGUAUAACAGUUGCGUGAUCCCAUGGUGUUUAUACUUGCGUACUAUUGUUGGUACAGAUGAACGUGGUACCUUCAGGCAUUUGGAAAUUGUUCCCAAGGAUGAACCAGACUUGUGGAGGUCUACAAUUCUUUUUCUGAGGUCUUGGCUGAUUUCUUUUGAUUUUCCCAUGAUGUCAAGCAAAGAAGCACUUGAAAUGUCAAGGUAGGCCUUGAAAUCCAUCCACAGGUUCACCUCAAAUUGACUCAAAUGAUGUCAAUUAGCCUAUCAGAAGCUUCUAAAGCCAUGACGACAUAAUUUUCAGUAAUUUUCCAAGCUGUUUAAAGGCACAGUCAAAUUAGUGUAUGUAAACGUCUGACCCACUGGAAUUGUGAUACAGUGAAUUAUAAGUGAAAUAAUCUGUCUGUAAACAAUUGUUGGAAAAAUGACUUGUGUCACGCACAAAGUAGAUGUCCUAACUGACUUGCCAAAACUAUAGUUUGUUAACAAGAAAUUUGUGGAGUUGAAAAACAAGUUUUAAUGACUCCAACCUAAGUGUAUGUGAACUUCCGACUUCAACUGUAGGUGUAAAACUAAUGAUAUUCGCAAAAGUGCUUUUCAAUGUUUAAUUUGUAUGAGUUUUAAAGAAGUAGCCUGGGAUGCCAGAUCUGUGUCCGCCUACUCCUCCAAUCUGGCAACCAGGCUGUGAAGUGAUGAUUGUCAAACACAGAGUAAUAUGAAUGUGUAACAACUGCAACUAUUGUUGUCGAGGAUGUGCUGUGGUACAUCGAUGAACUCUGUUGUGAUUGAAUAAGUUGCCUCGUGUCAAAAGUGUUUGUUUACCUUCCCCAGAACACGGUUUCAGAUGGCUCUGUCAUUCCACAGCUACUGUAAUUUCACCAGACGCGUAAUUAUGGUUUAUUGCCUCAGUCGUCAUUACUCAUGACGUCUGAAAGUGGCAAUAAAAACCUUCAACGGGAGUCGUGCGUCUUUGUGCCUUCAUAUAGAUGAUGCAUGGUAGAAAAGGUUAGACUUUGAUGAAGAGGGUCAAAAAACUAAAGUAAUUGCGUUAGUCAUUUUUUUUUUGUAUUUUGUAUUUUGUCAUUUCCGCUCUUCAUGAGAGUGUAGACAGUGUUUUGCCUUUUAUGUAUGUCAACGUUGUUCAAAAAACGUCUUUCAAAAAUACAAAAGACAUUCCAAAAAUUAGGACAUUAAAAUUUGGAAGUUUGACAUUUACAUGAAGUGUAAAUAGUUAGUGUAACUCUCAACUUCUACCACUAGGGGGACAGCCCAACGCUGACCACCACGGAGCCACUUUCAACUGCUUUGUACAUGCUCUGCUUUUUAACCUGCCACCCCAGCCUCAGUAGAUCUACUCACACCUACAUACUGUACCAGGGACUUGAAGGCAAACACUGGCAGACGCCGAUCCCCACGUAAAACUACCUGACAUUAUCUGAAGCACGAGGUUGAUAAGUUAACAGACCCGACACAUUCGUCACAAAUACCAAGUUGAUACAACCGGGUCAGGGGGACAUGGGCAAAGGGGACAUAACGUGAAGAACACCGUGGACAGACAGAUAAGACUGACACGAGCCAGGCAGAGGCAGGAAGUAAAUGAAGAGAGCGAGUGUGAGAGCGAGAGAGAGAGAGAGAGAGAAGUGGUAGAGAGAAAGGGGGUCAGCGUGACUCCAUGACUGGCUGUCAUUUAGCAGAUGCUCUUAUCCAGAGAAACUUUAAGGAGCAAUUAGGGUUAAGUGCCUUGCUCAAGGGCACAGCGACAGAUUUUUCACCUAGAUGGCUCCGGGAUUAUGUUUAUAGUUUGACCAUUUUUAAAUCUCAAAAUAUGAUGUUUGAAAGUUAGAUUUGUAUUUUGUUGUUUCGCCUGUUCAUUCAAAUGAUGACAAUGUUUUACCUUCAAGGUGUGGGCUGUAUGUCAAAGGUGUUAGUAAACAUGGCUUCCCAAAAUAAAGGACAAUAAUGAGGACAUUUAAUAUUUAAAGUUGUACAUUUUACGUUCCUAUAUCCCUUGACAGGGGAAAAGUAUGUCAAACCAGCG
This is a messenger RNA of Oncorhynchus masou masou (cherry salmon), 4848 nucleotides long. RefSeq names its product adaptin ear-binding coat-associated protein 1-like. Gene Ontology annotation, cellular component: membrane; clathrin vesicle coat. The coding region runs from base 101 to 892 and encodes 263 amino acids. The transcript is spliced from 8 exons. The record is from RefSeq and is a predicted model, not a curated record. Gene Ontology annotation, biological process: endocytosis. Lineage: Eukaryota; Metazoa; Chordata; Actinopteri; Salmoniformes; Salmonidae.